Messenger RNA from Striga hermonthica, 2382 nucleotides. Lineage: Eukaryota; Viridiplantae; Streptophyta; Magnoliopsida; Lamiales; Orobanchaceae. The record is from the annotation of a GenBank genome assembly.
AUGAAGAGAAAUCCCUUCCGGUCACUUGUGCUUCCACCUACAGAAGAUGUAGAGACAUGGAUAAAAUUCGCCUCUCUUUGCCGUAAAAGUGGUAAAAUCAGCCAAGCUAGAUCAACUUUGACUGAACUAUUACAGUUUGAUCCAGAUUUAACCCCUGAAACUGAACGAUAUAUUGGGGACCCUCAAGUUAUUCUAGCUUAUUUGAAAUAUCAAUGGUCACUCGGGGAGGAUCAUAGACGCAAAGAAGCUUUCGCAAGACUAAAGGAUUUGGCUGUUGACUUCCCAAGAAUGCCUGGUUUUGAACAAUCCAUACAGUCCGGAUUUAUGGGUACCUCGAGUAUUCCUUUCGCUGCUCGUGUUUAUCUAAAGUUAGGAACUUGGCAGUGGGCACUAUCCCCUUGUCUGGAUGACGACUCUAUACAAGAAAUUCUCAAUGCAUUACGUAAUGCAACUCACGGUGCAACAACUUGGGCAAAAGCUUGGCACAAUUGGGCACUUUUCAAUACGGCAGUUAUGUCUCAUUACACUUUGAGAGGUCAUCCGAACGUUGCUGGGCAGUUUGUUGUCGCUGCUGUCACUGGAUAUUUUCAUUCUAUAGCUUGUGGGGCACAUGCUAAAGGAGUGGAUGAUAGUUUACAGGAUAUCCUUCGUCUCCUAACUCUGUGGUUCAACCAUGGAGCCACAUCAGAAGUUCAGGUGGCACUACAGAGAGGAUUUUCACUAGUAAAUAUAAACACAUGGUUGGGUGUUUUGCCCCAAAUAAUUGCCAGGAUACAUUCUAAUAACCGUGCAGUGAGAGAACUGAUACAAGCACUGUUGGUACGAAUUGGCCAGAGCCAUCCACAGGCUCUUAUGUACCCUCUUCUUGUGGCCUGCAAAUCUAUUAGCACUUUGCGGAAGGAGGCAGCUAAAGAAGUGGUUGAUCAAGUUAGGCAGCACAGUGGGGUGCUAGUGGAUGAGGCCCAACUUGUAUCUACGGAGUUGGUUCGAGUUGCUAUACUUUUGCUUGAAAUGUGGCAUGAAGGAUUAGAAGAGGCAAGCCGCUUAUAUUUUGGCGAACGUAACUUUGAGGCAAUGAUGACUGUUUUAGAGCCAUUGCACCAAAUGCUCGAGGAAUGUGCAAUGAGGAACAAUAACACCAUAAACGAGAGAUCCUUCAUUCAGCAAUACCGUCAAGAACUUUUGGAUGCCCACGCAAGCUGCAUCAGAUACGCAAGAAGUGGAAAAGAUGCAGAAUUAACUCAGGCUUGGGAUCUUUAUUACCAUAUGUUUAAGCGAAUGGAUAAGCAGCUUCAGUCUCUCACCACCCUGGACUUGCAGUCUGUCUCUCCAGAAUUGUUACAGUGCCGUGACCUAAAACUUGCUAUCCCUGGAACUUAUAAACCAGAUUCUCAUGUGGUGACUAUCGGAUCAUUUGCUCCCCAGCUUACUGUCAUCACUUCCAAGCAACGACCUCGUAAGUUGACAAUACAUGGAAGUGAUGGUGAAGAAUAUGCUUUCUUGUUGAAGGGACAUGAAGAUUUACGUCAGGAUGAACGUGUGAUGCAGCUUUUCGGUUUAGUAAAUACGCUGCUGGCUAAUUCUAGAAAAACUGCCGAGAAGGAUCUGUCCAUCCAAAGAUAUGAGGUCAUUCCACUAUCUCCCAACAGUGGCCUCAUAGAAUGGGUACCAAAUUUUGAUACAUUGCACCAUCUCAUUCGGGAGUACCGAGAUGCCAGAAAGAUCAGCAUAAACCAUGAACAUAAGCUAAUGAUUGGUUUUGCUUCGGAUUAUGAUCGCUUGCCCAUUAUAUCAAAACUCGAGGUGUUUGAGUACGCCUUGGAAAAUACAGACGGAAAUGACCUUUCAAGGGUGCUCUGGCUAAAGAGUCGCACUUCAGAGAUCUGGUUGGACAGGAGGACCAACUACACAAGAAGCUUGGCUGUUAUGAGUAUGGUCGGUUAUUUGCUUGGCCUGGGCGAUCGGCAUCCGAGCAACCUCAUGCUGCACCGUUAUAGGUAUAUUCAUGCCAUUAUCUGUGAUUUAUUUUUAUAUUAUAGUUUUGCACUUAUUCAGAUGAAUUACUUUGACAGCGGGAAGAUAUUGCAUAUUGAUUUUGGAGAUUGCUUUGAAGCUUCAAUGAACCGAGAGAAAUUCCCUGAGAAGGUCCCUUUCCGUCUGACUAGAAUGCUUGUUAAAGCAAUGGAGGUCAGCGGUAUUGAAGGAAACUUCCGCUCGACAUGCGAAAGUGUCAUGCAGGUUUUGCGCACAAAUAAGGACAGUGUGAUGGCAAUGAUGGAGGCUUUUGUGCACGACCCGCUGAUAAAUUGGCGCUUGAUUAACUUCAAUGAAGUUCCACAAGUGCCUACUCUUGCCCAGCCCGCUGCGAAUGCUGUUAUAUGA